Molecule: messenger RNA, 687 nt
Organism: Penicillium longicatenatum
Lineage: Eukaryota; Fungi; Ascomycota; Eurotiomycetes; Eurotiales; Aspergillaceae
Product: GNAT family N-acetyltransferase
Exons: 3
Coding region: 1-687 (228 amino acids)
Molecular function (GO): acyltransferase activity, transferring groups other than amino-acyl groups
Source: RefSeq, a predicted model, not a curated record
AUGUCCAAGUCGAUCCCAAAAGUCGAUUUGCGUCAAGUUCGAAAUGAAACAUCAAUUGCAGCUGCCAUUCGCACAGUGAAUGCUGCAUUCUCAUCCGAUCCGCUGAUCCAGUGGUUACGGCCCAAUGCAACGCCAUGGGCUCAACCAGACAAGUCAGUAUGGAAAUGGCAGUAUCGACGUAUCCAGUCGGUGAUGGCUCACGGCAGGGUGCUUCACUCGGCCAGCGUCGAUGAGAUGGCGCUGAAGUUCCCGCGGAAGCAAAAAGAAUCUACUGUGUCUGUCGAGACCGAUGUUACGCUGGUAAAGGAGGCACAAUCUUCAAUAACAACUGGACCAUCCGGUGGUGAAGAUGCAGGUGCUGUGCGAGUCGAUCAGCUUGUCACAGCCAACAAGAAGGGGUUGGAGAGCGCACAAGCUCAGUACUCAAAGAAUUCGAUGUGGUAUCUCGAAGUCAUUGCCGUGCAUCCUUCGUUACAAGCGCGGGGUAUUGGAGGAGGUGUGAUGAAUUCUAUUUUGGAACAUGUUGAAAACCAGCCGAUAUACCUAGAGUGUACUCGCCAGGAGAAUAUUGGGUUCUACGAGAGCUUUGGGUUUCAGGUGGUUGAUGAAGUUGAACUCGUGGAUGAGGAACAGAACCUGAAGUUAUGGGCUAUGGUUCGUCCUGGGAAAGCAUCUUGUCCAGAAUAA